Messenger RNA from Drosophila albomicans, 1239 nucleotides. Its product is annotated as E3 ubiquitin-protein ligase MARCHF5. NCBI's taxonomy places the organism in Eukaryota, Metazoa, Arthropoda, Insecta, Diptera, Drosophilidae. The record is from RefSeq and is a predicted model, not a curated record. Gene Ontology annotation, molecular function: zinc ion binding. Bases 1 to 1239 code for a protein of 412 amino acids. The transcript has a single exon.
AUGUCGACACCGCAGCACCAGCAGCAGCAGCAUCAUCUCGAUGAUCAGGAGGAGCUCCCUUUCGAGGAACGCACCUGCUGGAUAUGCUUAGCCAGCGAGGCGGAGAAUCGUCGCGCCAUCUGGCUGCAUCCCUGCCAGUGUCGUGGCAGCACCAAAUGGGUGCACGAGAGCUGCCUCUCGCGCUGGAUCGACGAGAAGCAGAAUGGGGACACACGGAUGCGCGUCUCGUGCAUGCAAUGUCGCGUCGAAUACCUGAUCAUGUUCCCCAAGAUCAGUCGCAUCGGCAUGUUGCUCGAGAGCAUGCAGGAUCUGAUCCGACAGUGCAGUCCCUUUCUGGCUGUGAGCAUCUUCUUGAUGUCCGUCUACUGGACGGCGGUGACAUACGGUGGACUGACAGUGCUGCAAGUCUGUGGCCAUCAGCGUGGCAUGGAGCUGCUCGAAAAGGGUGAUCCGUUCUUUGUGCUGCUCGCUCUGCCCUUCAUCCCCGUUGGCCUUGUGCUGUCGCGUCUUGUGCGCUGGGAGGACGCAAUGUUGCGUUUGUGGCACAAUCGUCGCUCAGUUCUGCGCAAAUUACCGCUCAUCAAUUGGCUGUGCGGUGGCCUCGCGAAUACGACAACAACGACGACGACGACGACGUCGCUGGCAGCAUUGCCGCAUCCGCCAUUGCCUGAGGAACCGUUCGAUGUGGCACGCACCUUUUGUGGCGCCAUUCUGCUGCCGACCAUAUCGACGCUGAUGGGCGUUGUUCUGUACAGUAAGGUGCAAGUGCCGUUGCAUCGCACGCUGCUUGGCGGCAUCACGUUCAUUGGGUUGAAGGGAGCGUUCAAGAUCUAUUUGCGACAGCGGCAAUAUUUGUACCGGACGCGGCGACACAUUGUCGACUACACCGAGGAGAAUUUGCGUGUCUAUGGCGACAACUCGCAGGCGCAGGCAUUGCGUCAGAAUGCUGGCUACCAGGACGCCGAUGCUGAUGACGAGAACGAGGACGAAGAGCAGGAGCAGCUGAAUGAACUCUUAAAUGCUGACGAUGAUGUGGAGCAGGUUGAUGAACAUGAGAUGGACAUGAUUAUGUCUACCUUUGGCAGAGUCUCAAUAGCAACUCAAACUACAAACACAGCAUUUGGCACAUCCAUUGAUACGGGAACAGACACAGAUUCAGAUGAUGCAGAAGAUGUGCGAGAUCAUCUCGUUGUCACAGUGCCCGAUCGUCCCUUUUCAUUGCUCUCUUCGGAGAGAUAG